CUUGCGCUCGCGGUGCCAAAAGGCGCCCGCCCUGAUUGAAAAGGCGCAGUGCAUGCCCGCCCGCGUCACUGCGCGGGCGGAGGACGCACGUCGGGGUGCGGCUCUCUGGCUCGAGCGCCGCUCGGGCUCUGUCACCCGAGCCCUGUGCUGCACCCAGCGCGCCCACGCGCCUGCCUGGCAGCAAUGCACGGAACAGCCCGCGCUCCGGCCACCAGCGUGAGCGCCGACUGCUGCAUCCCGGCCGGCCUGCGCCUGGGGCCCGUGCCUGGAACCUUCAAGCUGGGCAAGUACCUGUCAGACCGCAGGGAACCCGGGCCCAAGAAAAAGGUGCGCAUGGUGAGAGGGGAGCUGGUGGACGAGUCGGGGGGCUCCCCUCUGGAAUGGAUAGGGUUAAUCCGGGCAGCCAGGAACCCCCAGGAACAGACUCUCGAAGCUAUUGCAGACUUACCCGGAGGACAGAUCUUCUAUCGAGCUCUUCGAGACGUCCAGCCAGGGGAGGAGCUGACCGUGUGGUAUUCCAACUCCUUGGCUCAGUGGUUCGACAUCCCCACAAUUGCAACUCCGACGCACGACGAGAAAGGGGAGGAGCGCUACAUUUGCUGGUACUGCUGGAGGACGUUUAGAUACCCCAACAGCCUUAAGGCCCACCUACGUUUCCACUGCGUGCUCAGCAGCGGCGGGGGCCGAACCUACCUGCACCACGAGCACGCUGCUCGCCAAAGCGUUGCCCCGGCCGCGGAUGGCCUUCCCUUCUCUCCGAAACCCCCAGCGCCCGACUUUGCCGCGGCCGCCCCGGCUGGCACUCUGAGGCCCCACUCGCAGGCCCCGCCGCCUCUCCAGGCCUGCGGAGCGCGGGAGAGUAUCAAGCGCGAGGCCUCCUCUGCGCCCUCGGCCACGUCGCCACCCGCGGCCAAGUGGGGGCAGUCCAAGAAGAGCAAGGAGCAGCCGGACCGCGCCCUAGACAUGAGCGGGGCCUCCCGGGGACACGGCCACUUCCUCGGCAUCGUAGGCGGCUCCCCAGCUGGGGGCGGUGGCCUGGCCUUCUACCCCGGAGUGCGCUCGGCUUUCAAGCCUGCGGGCUUGGCCAGGGCGGCCGCGGCCGCGCAUGGCGACCCCUACCGGGAGGAGGGCGGCGGCAAGCCUGGGUCCGGCUUGGCCUUAGGCAGGUUGCUGGGCGGGGGCCGGGCGGGCGGACGCCCGGUAAGCGGGGAGAACCCCGCGGCGGGCGGCGCCGGCCACCACCAUCACCACCAUGCGCACCACCACCAUCACCAUUCCAAGUGCCUGCUCUCGGGGGACCCGCCGCCGCCGCCGCCUGGCCUACCCUGCUCGGGGGGCCUGCGCAGCUUCCCUCUGCUCCCCGGGGCCCCGGAAGAGGCGUCAGCCUUCAAGCAUGUGGAACGCGCCCAGCCAGCGGCGCCUGCGCUGCCGGGAGCGCGUUUCGCCCAGUUGCCCUCUGCGACCGGGCUGCCCGUCGAGCGCUGCGCGCUGCCGGCCCUCGACGCGGGCGGGCUCAAAGCCUAUCCGGGUGGCGAGUGCAGCCACCUACCUGCCGUCAUGCCGGCUUUUACCGUCUACAACGGGGAGCUACUCUACGGCUCACCGGCCGCCGCCGCUUAUUACCCGCUCAAACUGCACUUCGGCGGGCUGCUCAAGUAUCCGGAGUCCAUCUCCUACUUCAGCGGGCCUGCGGCGGCGGCAGCAGCAGCGGCAGCUGCCGCUCUAAGCCCUGCGGAGCUCGGCUCCCUGGCUAGCAUCGACCGAGAGAUCGCUAUGCACACGCAGCAGCUGUCCGAGAUGGCAGCCGGGAAAAGCCGAGGCCGCCUGGACGCGGGGACGCUGCCACCCGCCGUCGUGGCGGCGGGAGGCGCUGGGGGUGGCGGCAGCGUAGGUGGUGGCGCCGGCAAGUCCAAGACCGGCCACCUGUGUCUCUACUGCGGCAAGUUGUACUCGCGCAAGUACGGGCUCAAGAUUCACAUGCGGACGCACACCGGCUACAAGCCGCUCAAGUGCAAAGUGUGCCUGCGGCCCUUCGGCGACCCCAGCAAUCUGAACAAGCACAUCCGGCUGCACGCCGAGGGCAACACGCCCUACCGCUGCGAGUUCUGCGGCAAGGUGCUGGUGCGCCGCCGGGACCUGGAGCGCCACGUCAAGUCCCGCCACCCCGGCCAAAACCUGCUAGCCAAGGCGGGCGAUGGCCCCGGCGCGGAGCCUGACUACCCGCCGGAGCCUGGGGAGCCCAAGAGCGACAACGACAGCGAUGUGGACGUCUGCUUCACGGACGACCAGAGCGACCCUGAGGCUGGAGGCGGCGGCGAGCGCGACCCAUGAGUCUUCUCCGGAAAGGGUGGAUUUGGGAGGCGGGAACGGAGAUAAGAAGUUGGGGAGGGGAGAGUGGUUCUCUUUUGGGAGAAGAGAGGAGCUCCUGGAGAGUGAACCGGUUGACAAAACCGUUUUUAUUUUGGUUGGGCGCCAGAUUUGGAACAGUGAGAGGUCCCAGGUCCUAUAGUGAAAUUCAGAGCUAAGGUUUAGAAGUGGCUCAAAGAAAUCUGGCUUUUUGCGUAGCCGGAGCGAGUCGGGUCCCUGUGGACCCUUGGACUCCGCGGGUAGUCUCUCCCAUGAACCACCCAGGAGGUCUGCUCUCAAGGUUUAGGAUCGCAUUAAUGUGAACUUCACAGCGCCCUUGAGGGCGUCGAUUUUAACUGCCAUGUAUUUUUAAAUUGUUCUUUAAUGUGGAGGAAAUUGUGCCUUUUGAAACGAUGUUUUGUGUGUGUGUGUGUGUGUUUACAUUAGCAUUUCACUAAAUAGGCGAAACAGUAGUCAAAGUUCGGUAGACGUGACAUCCAUCCAUCUAUCCAAAUAUUUCCAUUUCAUCUGUUCUCGUGUCAAAGACUAUGCCUUCCCGCAUUGACUAUAUAGUGGUAGCAGGUGUGCAAAUUGGUCAAGUUGCAAUUAUUUAUAAAAGAGUAAUGACAAAUGUAAAAUAUCUAAAGCAUGAAUCUAAAAGCACGCAAUAUAUAAUUUUAAAGAAAAUGUCUUAUUUGGUAGAGUACAGAUGUGAUGUAUGUUGUUUUACAAUGAAUGAUGUACAGUGGAUUCAGUAUUUUGGUCUUGGUUCCAGUUUGUGCAAUCUUUAAUAAAAAUAAAGAUACACAUGACAGUUUCUUCA
This is a messenger RNA of Herpailurus yagouaroundi (jaguarundi), 3169 nucleotides long. RefSeq names its product PR/SET domain 13 (gene PRDM13). The transcript is spliced from 4 exons. The record is from RefSeq and is a predicted model, not a curated record. Bases 184 to 2331 code for a protein of 715 amino acids. Gene Ontology annotation, cellular component: nucleus. Gene Ontology annotation, biological process: regulation of gene expression. Lineage: Eukaryota; Metazoa; Chordata; Mammalia; Carnivora; Felidae. Gene Ontology annotation, molecular function: protein binding.